AUGGGCGAAAAACCAAAGCUCGUAACGAUCGACCCAAACGGCGACAUGCUGAUCAAGCUCAAAUACCGGAGUACCGCGCAGUCGAAGUGGAGAAACGAGAGCGAAUCUGUAGAAGAUUGGAUCGCCCAGGCAGAGGCCGCCAAAGCGAUUAUCGAGAACGAAACUGCGCUACCGGAGCCGGAACCUACCGAAGUCCACUACCUCGUGUCAUCGCGACAGUUGCGCAUCGUUUCACCAUACUUCGAAAAAAUGUUCAAGCGGAACUACGACGAGACUGUUCCGAAUAGCGAGGACGGUCUGUAUCACGUACGAGCGCAGCAGUGGAACCCGCAUGCCCUUGCUAUCAUGCUCAAUAUUGCGCAUCUCCAGUUCGCGGCUAUACCGAAGACGCUCAGCGUUACGUUGUUUGUUGCGCUGUUUCUGGUUGCAGAUUACUACCAAAUGGAAGAUGCGCUGAGGCUGUUUACGAAAGAGUGGAAAGAUCAACUCUAUGAGCUUCCGGUGCCCAAACAUUACGGCGAAGAGUCAAUGCUGUGGAUGUUCUUGGGUGUGAAGCUGAAAAGCUGGAAUAUAUUUGAGAGCAUGGCAUCUCUGGCAAUUAGGCAGGCGUGUCAUCCGAUACAGUUCUUGGAUCUACCCUUUCCACGCGGUGAAAAAGGUGAGUGA
Molecule: messenger RNA, 666 nt
Organism: Alternaria triticimaculans
Lineage: Eukaryota; Fungi; Ascomycota; Dothideomycetes; Pleosporales; Pleosporaceae
Exons: 1
Coding region: 1-666 (221 amino acids)
Molecular function (GO): protein binding
Source: RefSeq, a predicted model, not a curated record